UAGAGGCGGAUAGACAUCACAGGUUGCCGACAGCGGUGACGUCAAACAUCACCCAUUCACGGCUUGACGUCACCGCCGACUGCGCUAACGAUUGGAGGAUUCUAGAGCGCGUCUUUGUGUAGAAGGACCCCACUUCCGCAACUCUACAGACUUCGGUUUAUUGCGCUAAUCCAUCGCUGUAUAACACGCCAUUUCUUAAGGAGUGCACAAACUGCGUCGUUUCUCAAAAAUAAGCGAAAGACAAUAAAUGCAUACAUUUAUCUUCCAUAUAAAUCCAGCAUUUCCUAAUACUCAUAAUUCCCAACGCAAUCUGGAUUUAUUGAGGGUUCACCUUGGUUUAUAUGACGGAUUCACAUUGAUUUCCUCAACCCAUUCUUCUCUAUCUCAAUGCAUGAUAAAUCUAGCCCACGGCGGACACGAGCGUCGUCGUGAUGUCAGUGGAUUUUAGGUGCCCCCUCAGGAUGCCUGAGUAGUUGCGCUCGCUGCCAAUGAGCGUCUCCAGUGUGAAUGUCCUUCAUUUCUCUGUCUGGCUAGAGAACUUGCCACCACGGAUCCUAAUCUGGAUUUAAAUAGGAAAGAAAAGCACCUCUCCGGUUCGCCGCUGCCCCUCAAUCGCCUGACAUUCUGGAGCGUCUAAAACAACUUUAACUGAGCGCGACAUGGAGUGCCGAGUGCUGUCGAUUCAGAGUCAUGUCGUGAGAGGAUACGUGGGAAAUAAAUCCGCAUCCUUUCCGUUACAGGUCUUGGGGUUUGAGGUGGACUCGAUCAACUCUGUUCAGUUCUCCAACCACACAGGGUACUCUCACUGGAAGGGACAGGUCUUGACUGCAGAUGAGCUUCAUGUCCUGUAUGAAGGGAUCAAACUCAACAACGUCAACCACUACGACUAUGUACUUACAGGUUACACUAGAGAUACAUCGUUUCUGGAGAUGGUGGUUGACAUUGUUCAAGAGCUGAAGAGGGCCAAUCCUAACCUUGUAUAUGUUUGUGACCCUGUCUUAGGUGACCAUGGUUCAAUGUAUGUUCCUCAGAAUCUCCAUCCCGUGUACAAGAAUAAAGUGGUGCCUGUGGCCGAUAUCAUCACGCCCAACCAGUUUGAGGCUGAGUUGUUGACAGGGAAGAAUAUCAGCACGGAGAAAGAUGCUGUGGAGGUGAUGGACCUGCUGCAUAAGAUGGGUCCAGACACCGUGGUCAUCACCAGCUCUGAUCUGCCCCCUCGUCUCGGAGACAGAUUCCUGGUGUCUUUUGGCAGUCAGCGCAUUUUGAUGCCUGAUGGUACAAGGACGACCCAGCGGAUCCGAAUAGAGGUGCCGAAGGUGGAUGCGGUGUUUGUGGGGACCGGUGAUCUGUUUGCUGCUAUGCUGUUGGCCUGGACUCACCAUUACCCAACAGACCUGAAGACGGCAUGCGAGAAGACCUUCUCUGUUAUGCACCAUGUCAUUCAGAGGACUAUAUCUUAUGCCCAUGAGAUGGCAGGUCCUGGUAGAAGACCCAGCCCGGCCCAGCUGGAGUUACGGAUGGUCCAGAGUAAAGCUGACAUAGAGGAUCCAGCCAUAGUGAUGGAGGCCACUGUUCUAUAGAGCCGCCACACGCCACAUCUCAUCCACACAUCUCACCCUCCGCUCACAACUGCACAAUGUAUAGAUGUUGUACAUUUUGAUAUGUAAUGUGACAUUGCCUUAGAAUCUCAGCCAGAGCUCAACAGUUCCAUCUCAAGAGAUUCAGCAGGGUACAGCCAAACAAGCGAGAGGGAGAGAGCCAUCGCGCUCCGAGAGAGUGUAAUGCAGAGAAAAGAGAAGGGACGAGGAGAGUGGGAGAGAUGAUCAGCCUCUCUCAUUCACACGAUUUUGUACAUCUUCACCAUCUCUGUCUCUCUCUUUCUCUCGAAGCUCCUCAAGAACUCCGGUUCGUCCUGCACACAAAAGCCCAGUCACUGACAUUUCCAGACCAGGUCAGUUAUGUAACUAAACUGCCAUUGAUCUAGUGAGGACCAAAAUUUAAAAAAUAAAAUAAACAUUACAUUAAUAUAGGUGUGAUACUUUCUAUGCUCUGUGAUUUUGAGUCAUAGCAGUUCAGCAACAAACACAGAAAACAAAACCUAGAUGGCUGAGUCUCACAAAAACUGUCAAGAAAUGCCCGAGUCAUAUUUCGGCCUGAAUCAAAAGAUCAAAAUAAGAUUUUUAUUGCAUAAAGGAAAAAGAAGGAUAUUUAUUAGGACCAUUAAGAUUUUUUUUUUUUUAUUGCAUUCUUU
Sinocyclocheilus rhinocerous is the source of this 2251-nucleotide messenger RNA. RefSeq names its product pyridoxal kinase-like. Lineage: Eukaryota; Metazoa; Chordata; Actinopteri; Cypriniformes; Cyprinidae. The record is from RefSeq and is a predicted model, not a curated record. Gene Ontology annotation, cellular component: cytosol. The transcript has 11 exons. Gene Ontology annotation, biological process: pyridoxal 5'-phosphate salvage. Gene Ontology annotation, molecular function: pyridoxal kinase activity. The coding region runs from base 660 to 1580 and encodes 306 amino acids.